Molecule: messenger RNA, 6393 nt
Organism: Gigantopelta aegis
Lineage: Eukaryota; Metazoa; Mollusca; Gastropoda; Neomphalida; Peltospiridae
Product: kinesin-associated protein 3-like
Exons: 17
Coding region: 120-2573 (817 amino acids)
Biological process (GO): microtubule-based movement; cilium organization
Cellular component (GO): ciliary transition zone; kinesin II complex; axoneme
Molecular function (GO): kinesin binding
Source: RefSeq, a predicted model, not a curated record
ACAUGGCCGACUUGACCAAAACUUGUAGAGAAAUAAAAAUGUGAACAGUUGAAAAUAAUUUAUAAUUGAAAGGUCUAUAUCACAUUAACAAAAUUACUUUACCAUAAGAAAGUGUCAACAUGCAAGCGGAAGAUGCAAGAUAUUUGAAAAGGAAGGUGAAAGGUGGCAGUCUGGAUGUUCACCCGACGGAGAAGGCGCUGGUCGUGAACUAUGAGCUUGAGGCGACCAUACUCGGGGAGAUGGGAGAUCCCAUGUUGGGGGAGAGGAAGGAGUGUCAGAAGAUUAUCCGCGUGAAGGGUCUCCACGACAACAGUGACCUCAGCCAGCUGGCUAAAGAAAUCAUCGACAAGUGUAAACUGAUCAACCCAAACAAACUGCCAGAGGUUGAGCAGCUCCUGUACUACCUACAGAACAGGAAGGAGUCGGAGCCGUCCAAAGCAUCUGGCAAAACAAAGCUGUCUGAAAAACCUGAGGAACCAUCCAUGUCUGAUGCAGGUGAAAUAGAUGAGAUCGCCAAUAUCAAUGAUAUAGACGAAUAUCUGGAACUUCUCUACGAGGACAUUCCCGAGAAGAUCCGAGGGACAGCUCUUAUUCUACAACUGGCCAGGAAUCCAGACAACUUGGAGGAAAUAUUUCAAAACGAGACUGUUGUUGGGGCGUUGGCGCGGGUGUUGCGUGAAGACUGGAAGCGCAGUACCGAGCUGGCCACCAACAUCAUCUACACGUUCUUCUGCUUCUCGAGCUUCUCGCAGUUCCACGGCGUCAUCCUGCACUUCAAGAUCGGAGCGCUGUCCAUGGCCGUCACCGAACAUGAGAUCAAAAAACACCACAUGUGGCUUGAAGAGCUGCAGAAGAAGAAAAGAUUAAAUGACUCUGACAAGAGCAAGAGGUCAAAAGAAGACUACGAGAAAAGCUUAAAGAAAUACCAGGGUCUGGUGAAGAAACAGGAGCAGCUACUCAGAGUGGCCUUUUAUCUGCUGCUGAACCUGGCUGAAGAUCUCAAAGUUGAGAUAAAAAUGAGAAACAAAGGGAUUGUCCGAAUGCUGGUCAAGACGUUGGAGCGUGACAACUUCGAGCUACUUAUCCUGGUCGUUUCAUUUCUCAAGAAGAUGAGCAUAUUUGUCGAAAACAAGGAUGACAUGGCAUCAAACAACAUCAUUGAGAAGUUGACGAAGAUCAUCCCGUGUGACCACGAAGACCUGCUCAACAUCACGCUCAGACUGCUGCUCAACCUGACCUUUGACACGGACUGUCGCAGCAAGAUGAUCAAGUUCGGAAUGCUACCCAAACUCGUCGGCUUACUUAAUAACGAGAACCAUAAGUUGAUUGUGCUGUGUAUUUUGUACCACAUCAGUAUGGAUGACAAGGCCAAGUCUAUGUUUACCUACACCGACUGUAUUCCCAUUGUUAUGAAGAUGUUACUGGAGAGUCCCGAAACCCCCGACCCGGAACUUUUAGCUCUGUGUAUCAACCUGGCCGUGAACAAGCGCACUGCACAGAUCAUCUGCGAGGGAAACGGGCUGAAGAUGCUCAUGAAACGAUGCUUCAAGUUCCACGACCCACUGCUCAUGAAAAUGGUGCGCAACAUUUCCCAGCAUGAUGGACCCACCAAGACCCUGUUUGUUGAUUACAUCAGUGACCUUUGUAAUGCGGUUCUCACGGCGGACGACAACUUCCAACUGGAAUGUCUCGGUAUCCUUGCCAACCUGACCAUUCCCGACCUCGACUAUGAGCUCGUCCUCAAGGAAUACAAUCUCAUUCCCUGGAUCAAGAAAAACCUGCAACCAGGAGCGGCUGACGAUGAUCUGGUUCUAGAGGUGAUCAUGUUGGUUGGCACAGUGUGUAGCGACGAUGCGUGUGCCAAGAUGCUGGCCGAGGCGAACCUCAUCCACUCCCUGAUAGAACUGCUCAACGCUAAGCAGGAGGAUGAUGAGAUUGUCUGUCAGAUUGUCUAUGUUUUCUACCAGAUGAUUUUCCACGAGAUCACCAGGGAGAUCAUCAUCAAAGACACACAAGCUCCUGCCUACCUGAUAGACCUGAUGCACGACAAGAACGCCGUCAUCCGGAAAGUGUGCGACGACACACUCGACAUGAUAGCAGAGUUUGACGAGGAGUGGGCGCGGAAGAUCCAGCUGGAGAAGUUCCAGUGGCACAACUCGCAGUGGCUGGAGACUGUGGAGACGCGGCACAUCGAGGACGAUGGCUUCAUUUACCCGGAGGACGGCUACGACCCCUACAUCCAGGACACAGACAUCCUGAACCGACCGGAACUCUUCUACGGACCAGGAGAAGGGUACGAACAUGGAAUGCUGGACGGCCAUCUGACUCCCGAGUACAUCGACGACAGCGGCUUGUACAACGGAAAUGCAGAUUACUAUGGUUACGGUGGCGAUUACGAGCCGUACGCACGGCCAGAGUCUCACCUGGGCUUCAUCCGCGAUGGUCAGCCGGUGGACGAGUUCGGCCGUGCGAUGGACCCGUACGGUUCAGCCAUGAUCGACGAGUACGGACAUUAUGUGAACGGGGACGCGGAGGAAGACUAUCACUAUGGUUACAGUAACGGGAUGAGAUAGCCGAGUAUUAUGUAUCAAUAUAGCACGUGUGAGCUGUGUGUGUAAGAGAUGUAGGAAAGUAAUUAUCACUAACAGUAAUGAGAUAAGAUAGCCUCCUGUUGAUUUAGGCUGUGUGUACAUGGGUAGGAGUGGAGUGUAUUUGUGAGAGAGAGAGAGAGAGAGAGAGAGAGAGAGAGAGAGAGAGAGAGAGAGAGAGAGAGAGAGAGAGAGAGAGAGAGAGAGAGAGAGAGAGAGAGAGGAGCGGGAGGGAGGGAGGGAGGGAGGGAGUAAAGUGAAGUACCGGGUAUACAUAUGGUCUGCUCUUCAUGUUGUACAGUGGGUUCUUCAAAAUAAACUGAUGAAGUCGUAAAGCAGGUAGAAGAGAAACAAGUAACCAUCAGGAAGCCUCCAGUAAGAGUCUAACAACCGUCGGGGAAUCAUACAGCUUCACACGGACAAGAUGUAACAUUCUGCUGCAUACUGAAAGCUUUUGGUGUUCAAUGGUCAAGUGGAAUACGAUUGUAGCUUAGUUGAAAAAAAAUUUAGGUGGUUUUUUUAGACACAUAAUGUAAAAUCUCAUCGGUAAAAAUGUAAUCUGGAUACUCCAAGUUGUAGAAUUUCUAUAAUUUUUUGAAAAUUAAUUACUCCACAUUUUCAGGUUAUUUAUCUUGACAGUUGAUCUAGUAAAACCUGUGUGCAAUGAGAUUAACACCUCUGAUGUUAUGUGAUGAUCUGUGUUUGAACUAGAAUCAACAUGUUACAUAUGGAAGUAGAUUGGCAGUUAUCUCUCUGUGUUAUAUCAUGAUCUGUGUUUGAACUAGAAUCAACAUGUUACAUAUGGAAGUAGAUUGGCAGUUAUCUCUCUGUGUUAUAUCAUGAUCUGUGUUUGAACUAGAAUCAACAUGUUACAUAUGGAAGUAGCUUGGCAGUUAUCUCUCUGUGUUAUAUCAUGAUCUGUGUUUGAACUAGAAUCAACAUGUUACAUAUGGAAGUAGCUUGGCAGUUAUCUCUCUGUUAUAUCAUGAUCUGUGUUUGAACUAGAAUCAACAUGUUACAUAUGGAAGUAGCUUGGCAGUUAUCUCUCUGUUAUAUCAUGAUCUGUGUUUGAACUAGAAUCAACAUGUUACAUAUGGAAGUAGCUUGGCAGUUAUCUCUCUGAUGUUAUGUGAUGAUCUGUGUUUGAACUAGAAUCAACAUGUUACAUAUGGAAGUAGAUUGGCAGUUAUCUCUCUGUGUUAUAUCAUGAUCUGUGUUUGAACUAGAAUCAACAUGUUACAUAUGGAAGUAGCUUGGCAGUUAUCUCUCUGUGUUAUAUCAUGAUCUGUGUUUGAACUAGAAUCAACAUGUUACAUAUGGAAGUAGCUUGGCAGUUAUCUCUCUGUGUUAUAUCAUGAUCUGUGUUUGAACUAGAAUCAACAUGUUACAUAUGGAAGUAGCUUGGCAGUUAUCUCUCUGUGUUAUAUCAUGAUCUGUGUUUGAACUAGAAUCAACAUGUUACAUAUGGAAGUAGCUUGGCAGUUAUCUCUCUGUGUUAUAUCAUGAUCUGUGUUUGAACUGGAAUCAACAUGUUACAUAUGGAAGUAGCUUGGCAGUUAUCUCUCUGUGUUAUAUGAUGAUCUGUGUUUGAACUAGAAUCAACAUGUUACAUAUGGAAGUAGCUUGGCAGUUAUCUCUCUGAUGUUAUAUGAUGAUCUGUGUUUGAACUAGAAUCAACAUGUUACAUAUGGAAGUAGCUUGGCAGUUAUCUCUCUGUGUUAUAUCAUGAUCUGUGUUUGAACUAGAAUCAACAUGUUACAUAUGGAAGUAGCUUGGCAGUUAUCUCUCUGUGUUAUAUCAUGAUCUGUGUUUGAACUAGAAUCAACAUGUUACAUAUGGAAGUAGCUUGGCAGUUAUCUCUCUGUGUUAUGGAACAAUGGUACCCACACUUCUCGACUCCCAUAUGCUACUCCAACACAUUUAUAGCGGCCUGGAAUCCUGUAUACUUUUAACACUGCUAUAAAAGACCUGAAUCCUCUAUAAUAUAUUCUAGCACACCUAUAGGAGUCGUGAAUCCCAAAUCAUAUUUUGUAGCACACCUGUAGGAGUCGUGAAUCCAAAUCAUAUUUUGUAGCACACCUAUAGGAGUCGCGAAUCCCAAAUCAUAUUUUGUGGCACACCUGUAGGAGUCGUGAAUCCCAAAUCAUAUUUUGUAGCACACCUAUAGGAGUCGUGAAUCCCAAAUCAUAUUUUGUAGCACACCUGCAGGAGUCGUAAAUCCCAAAUCAUAUUUUGUAGCACACCUGUAGGAGUCGUGAAUCCCAAAUCAUAUUUUGUGGCACACCUGUAGGAAUCGUGAAUCCCAAAUCAUAUUUUGUGGCACACCUGUAGGAGUCGUGAAUCCCAAAUCAUAUUUUGUGGCACACCUGUAGAGUCGUGAAUCCCAAAUCAUAUUUUGUAGCACACCUAUAGGAGUCGCGAAUCCCAAAUCAUAUUUUGUGGCACACCUGUAGGAAUUAUGAAGCAGUUCAGUUUGCCACAGUAUAGAUGAUGAAGUGCCUCACAUUGUUAACAUGAAGUGAAGUGAAAUGAAGUGAAGUGUUAACAUAAAACAACAGCUGUAAAGUUAACUCCUCAACAUUCCUCAACUCUUCUGUAAAAAUAAAUACAGAUGUGGUACAACGUUAUUCACAGAAAACCUUUUCUUGGAAAUGUGUCAUAUACAUAUUUAAAAUAUUAGUCAAAAGGAAACUGUAUAUUAGUUUCAAUCUCUUUCAUUUUAUUUUAACGAUGAAAUGAUAUUUAAAUUGCCUGAAAUGGACUUACAAACAGAGAUGGCUCUCAUUGUUAUUAAAUGUUCAUUCCGCUCGUUACAUAUAUCUUGUGGACAUCUGGACCAAUAGCAGUUUUAAAAAAUGAAAAAUAAAAUAGUUUUUGGAUGUAAUUUUCCUUCAUCUUAACUAUUUUUCAAAGACGUGGUCACGUGUGUUUAUAGCUCACCAUCCUGACAAGCUAUACGUAGUUGACGAUGUCCAGCUAUUUGCAAGAAUAAAGCUUUUACAUUUCAACAUGAUAAUUUAAACUAAAAAGUACAAGUAUCAUUAAUGAAUGUAUAUUUAUCUGGUGUAUAGAUUCAAAUUAAAAUAUUUAAUUUAUUGAUUUCAUCACACAUUUAAAAAUAAUUUUUCAUUAAUAAGCCAACAAUGAAUAUUUUUGGUAGUUUGCAUAUUCUUUAAAUUUCAUUGUCGUAAAUUUACCUUUUAAACAUUUUUUUUUUUUAAAUGGGGUUGAGGACAUGCAGUAUGUCUACAUUUUAGUGUUGGCGAUAUUUAACUAUUCAAUACAAAUUUGUGCCAAUCUGAUUGUUAAUUUUUUUGUAAAUAUUACUGCUGUAAAAGGAUUUACAAACUAUGCAUAACCAAUUAGGGUAUACCAACAUAAACCAAGAAGUAUGCUGUAAAAUUCUGUAAUGACACAUUAAAUUAUAUACUUCUAUAUUGUUCUUUUAUUCCAAACAGUUAAUCUUUAUUGCAUGCAAGGACAGUCACUUUUAAUUUAAAAUAGCCGCUGUAUAUUAUUUAUUACUAUUUAUUGUUAACUGUACAUUGUGUUAGCAAACUAACUUAUCACAUAAUGUGUAUAGAUUUUUGUAUACAUUUGUUGGCAACAUCCGUCCAAUUUUUCAAUGCGUUUCUUAUACAUUAUUCUGUUUCUUACAGUAGUUCGGUUUUGUCUAGUUAAACCUCUACAGUUUAGGUUGUUUAUAUUGCUUUGUGUCUUGUGCAUCAUCCAGAGUAACUGUACAUCGUCAUGCAAUUUACACUUUGUUCAUUGCAAUUAAAGUAUUAAAAUAUUUCUCCGCAAA